AUGUUACCAACAUCAAAUAAUAAUAACCCACAAGAAAUUGAAACCGCUGAAAAUACACCUUUAUUAUUAUCCUCUUCAACCAACGACAAUGUCAUAAAUAAUAACGAUGUGUUGGAAGAUAUUGCAUUAUUACAACAAGAGGAUGAUCAGCAAAAUAAGAUUUUGGACUUUCAUGAGAGUGUCUUUGUAACAAAGAAAGCUAUCCCUGUAUCAUUAACUUAUAUACUACAGUACUCUUUACAAGGAUCAAUUGAAUUAGCUGCUUCUGCUUUAGGAUCAAUGUAUGCAACAGUAACAGGAUGGUCAGUUUUAUUUGGUGCAGCUACUGCUCUAGAUACACUUGCUUCUCAAGCUUACACAUCUGGAAAUCCUAAAAUGGUAGGUGUGUUUUUACAACGCGGAUUAGCAAUCAUACUAUUGGGUUUUAUCCCAAUUGCUGUGUCCUGGUGGGAGGCAGAACGAAUACUGGUCUUUUUGGGCCAAGAUCAUGAAAUUGCUCGACUGUCUGCCUUAUUCACAAGAUAUUUAUUGAUUGGUGCUCCUGCUUUAUUGUCUUUCGAAGCUUUAAAAAAAUAUUUACAAGCUCAAGGAAUUAUGAAGGCCAGCACAUAUGUUUUAAUAAUAUGUUCUCCAAUAAAUAUAAUAUUGAACUAUGCUUUAGUUUGGUAUCCACCUGUAUCACUUGGAUUUAUUGGUGCUCCUUUUGCAACCUCAAUAACCUAUUGGCUGAUGCUAAUUCUGAUAAUAAUCUACAUCAAAUAUUUUAAUGGUUAUCAAGUAUGGGGUGGUUGGACUUACAUGGCUUUUCAUGAUUGGUUACCUUUUCUUAAAUUGGCUUUGCCUGGUGUCAUAAUGGUUUGUGCUGAAUGGUGGGCAUUUGAAUUAGCAGCUCUUGCUGCAGGUUAUCUUGGUAGUAUUGCUUUGGCAGCUCAAAGUAUAGUUUUAACAACUGCCUGUCUAUUUUAUCAAAUUCCAUUUGGUAUUGCUGUUUCUAGUUCAAAUCGUGUUGGUAACUUAUUAGGUGCUGGUUUAGGUAGUAGAGCAAGACUUGCAUCAAAUGUCUCUUUAGUAUUGGCUGUUCUUGUUUCUAUGUUUAAUUCUAUUAUCUUGUUACUUCUAAAAGAUUCAUGGGGAUAUCUAUUUACAGAAGAUAAAGAAGUUAUAGAUUUAGUUAGUUCAAUAUUACCAUUAUGUGCCUGUUUCCAAAUUUCAGAUGCAAUUUCUGCUGUUGGUGGUGGAAUUCUUCGUGGCCAAGGCCGUCAAAAAAUAGGUGCCUAUCUAAAUUUGCCUGUUUACUACUUGAUAGCAUUUCCAGUUGGCACAUUAUUAGCUUUUAAAUAUCAUUGGGGUCUCAAAGGUCUUUGGUUUGGAUUGGCAAUUGCAUCAUUGUCUGUAGGUGUUGGUAUUAUUAUUGCUAUUUUGUGUACUGAUUGGCAAUAUGAAGUUGAAAAAGUUAAACUUAGAAUUCCAUUGUAG
Entrophospora sp. SA101 is the source of this 1476-nucleotide messenger RNA. NCBI's taxonomy places the organism in Eukaryota, Fungi, Glomeromycota, Glomeromycetes, Entrophosporales, Entrophosporaceae. The record is from the annotation of a GenBank genome assembly.